GUGUAACCCACAAUGCAUCAGAUCUCGUAAUUCAUCGCGAGAACUGACAUGGCAGAUUGGGAAGAAGUUAAAAGAUUGGCAGCAGAUUUUCAGCGUGCACAGCUUAGCAGCACUGUGCAAAAGCUGUCAGAAAGAAAUUGUAUUGAGAUAGUUUCAAAGUUGGUAGAACAGAACCUACUUGAUAUCAUUUAUACUACAGAUGGCAAAGAAUACCUUACUCACCAGGAAGUAUCCAAAGAAAUUAGGGAGGAACUUCAGGUUCAUGGAGGACGAAUCAAUCUUGUUGAGCUUCAAACAAUUCUCAAUAUUGACUUCAGCCACAUAGAAAGCAAAGUUAAUGAACUUGUGAAGAAUGACAAGUCUCUAAGAUUGGUUCUUGGUCAACUUAUUGAGAGGUCCUAUGUGGAUGGUCUUGUUGAGGAGAUAAAUGAUAAGCUACAUGAAACAGGUCAGAUCACUGUGGCAGAACUUACUAAGCUGUAUGAUUUGCCAGCAACUUUUCUCUCUGAGGUUGUCCAAGACUACAUAGGGAAGGGUAUAGAUGGAAGAUUGGAUGAGGCGAACCGUGGGGUGAUAUUCACAGAAUCUUUUGUAGCUCGGCAUCGAUCAAAGAUCCGUGGAGCAUUCAGCGCUGUCACCAAACCUACUCCUCUAAUGACUGUAAUAAAUCGGCUACAGCUACAAGAGCGUCUUUUUUAUUCCAUUCUUGAAGAAUUGGUGAAAGGAGGAAGGUUAGCUGGGGCAAUAAAUGGAGGACGCAAUGAUAAAUCAACCUACAUCCCUGACAUAUAUUCCAAAACACAGAAUGACUGGGUUUCAUCUUUCUAUAACCAGAAUGGUUAUUUAGAAUACGAUGCCAUGGCAAGAUUGGGUAUAACUGAUGCUAAGUCAUACAUCAAGAAAAACUUCAAGAAGGAAAAUGUGGUAUACCUGAGUACAUGUUGUGUUGGGAAGAUGCUACAAGAUCAGAUGGAGGCGCAGUUAGAUGAGGCUUUGAGCAGUUCAGGAUGGGUUGAUGCUCAGCCUUUCCUACCCUCAAUUCUUAGUGAGAAGGAUGCAAA
This is a messenger RNA of Owenia fusiformis, 1061 nucleotides long. NCBI's taxonomy places the organism in Eukaryota, Metazoa, Annelida, Polychaeta, Sabellida, Oweniidae. The record is from the annotation of a GenBank genome assembly.